This is a messenger RNA of Phytophthora sojae, 381 nucleotides long. RefSeq lists its product as hypothetical. The coding region runs from base 1 to 381 and encodes 126 amino acids. The record is from RefSeq and is a predicted model, not a curated record. The transcript has a single exon. Lineage: Eukaryota; Oomycota; Peronosporomycetes; Peronosporales; Peronosporaceae.
AUGAACGCGGGCGGCAACAUGGCCCAGCUCAUCGCCAUCCGCAUCAGCCACCUGCGUCGCGUGACGGCCCAUGUCCGUACCAUCCUGUCCGCCGGGGAUCCAGCAGCGCCGGCGAGCCUCGCGCGCGAGCAGCAGCUGCAGCUUCUCCUCGACGCGGAGCAGGCGCUCGAGGCGCUGGAGCGCAUGCACCGCUCCAUCGAAGCGCAGCAUGCCCAGAACCAGCGCAGCAUCGACGACAUGGCGGCCCGCCUCGCGACGGAGAUCCACCCAAUGUGGGCCAUGUCGCUCGCCUACGCCGAGCAGAGCGACCAGCUCCGGGGCCAGCGCCGCUCGAACAAGCGCGUGCGACCGACGUACGAGGGGGAAACGGACACGGAGUGA